GAGACUCUACCCAGCGGGACAACGUUACUUUGCCGUCAACUGUCUUGUGUAGUAGGUGUUUCUUCAGGCGAACAAAUUGUAGACGCAUUUCUUCAACUAUCAUAUCAGGAAGAUGAGCGCAAUCAAAAGCAUCUACGAACUUAGUGCCAAAGCACUGUCUGGUGAGAUGGUCUCGUUCAGCAAGUAUAAAGGGAAGGUGAUUCUUGUGGAGAACACUGCCUCUCUCUGAGGCACGACCACCCGGGACUUCCUCCAGAUGAACGAACUUAAGGAUAAGUUCGGCGAUGCUCUGGAGGUCCUGGCUUUCCCCUGUAACCAGUUUGGUCAUCAGGAAAACAACACUGAAGAAGAAUUGUUGAACACAUUGAAGUAUGUUCGCCCAGGGAACAAUUUUGUGCCUAAGAUGGAGAUCUUCGGAAAAGUGACUGUUAAUGGGUCAGAAGCUCACCCAAUAUUUAAGUACCUGAAGGAACGCCUUCCACUGCCUUCGGAUGACUCGGUCAGUUUUAUGAACGACCCACAGUGCAUCAUCUGGAAGCCGGUCUGCCGUACGGACAUCGCCUGGAAUUUCGAGAAAUUCCUGAUUGGCAAGGAUGGACAGCCUUUCAAGAGGUAUAGCAAGAAGUACGAAACCAAGAAUAUUGAGGAAGAUAUAAAUGCGCUCUUGAAAUAAGUUUUUAUUUUUAUUGAUGGUGUGAAAGCAGGAUAGAUUCCAAACACGAACCCGAUCCUUGGAAACGCUAUAUGAAGAGCACCUGGGAAAACUCUGUUGCAGGUGCUUGGAAGUCUUAUUGAAAGAAGUUUCCCAGAGUCUGGUUGCGGCUGAAAUCUAACAGAUGCUUUUUCACCUUAAUUUUGUCAGAAGAAAUGUUUCGAGGGUAUAUGAGAUUUAUGAUUUAUAAUAAAAUGUUUGAAAUAU
Messenger RNA from Macrobrachium nipponense, 919 nucleotides. Its product is annotated as glutathione peroxidase 2-like. Gene Ontology annotation, biological process: response to oxidative stress. The transcript is spliced from 5 exons. NCBI's taxonomy places the organism in Eukaryota, Metazoa, Arthropoda, Malacostraca, Decapoda, Palaemonidae. Gene Ontology annotation, molecular function: glutathione peroxidase activity. The record is from RefSeq and is a predicted model, not a curated record.